CCGGGGCGGCGGCGGCGGCGGCGGCGAGAGGCCGCGCGGGCCUUGUGGGAGCUGUAGUUCGGCGGGGCCGCUCGCCCCGCUCGCCGCGGGUGUCCCCCCGCCCCGCGAGGCCAUGCCGGGCUUCACCUGCUGCGUACCGGGCUGCUACAACAACUCGCACCGCGACAAGGCGCUGCACUUCUACACCUUCCCCAAGGACGAGGAGCUGCGGCGCCUCUGGCUCAAGAACGUCUCCCGGGCGGGCGUCAGCGGCUGCUUCAGCACCUUCCAGCCCACCACGGGCCACCGCGUCUGCAGCGAGCACUUCCAGGGCGGCCGCAAGUCCUACCUGGUGCGGGUCCCCACCAUCUUCCCGCUGCGCGGCGUCAACGAGCGCAAGGCUCAGCGGGCCCGGCGCCCCCGCCCCGCCGCCGCCGCCGCCGCCGCCCCGCAGGGCCCCGCGGCCGCCGCCGAGGCCCCUGCAGGGGGCGCGGCCGAGGACGUGAAGCCCAUCGACCUGACAGUGCAGGUGGAGCUCGGGGCCGCCGCCACCAUCGGGCCCAGCCCCGUGCGGCUGCCGGUGCCCGUACCGGCGGCGGCGGCGGCGGGGGAGGAGAGCCCGGUGGAGGGCGGCCCCCCCGAUCACUCGUACUCGCUGUCGUCGGGCACCACGUCGGAGGAGCUGCUGAGGAAGCUGAACGAGCAGCGCGACAUCAUCGCGCUGCUGGAGGUGAAGAUGAAGGAGAUGAAGGGCAGCAUCCGCCGCCUGCGCCUGGCCGAGGCCCAGCUCCGCGAGGAGAUCCGCGAGAAGGACCGGCUGCUCCACGCCGCCAGCGCCGGCACCCGCAAGCGCCACGGCCUCUGAGCGCUGCCGGCGCCCGGCCCGGCGCGGGGCUCUCCGUCCCGGAGCCUCCGCCGCCCUCGCUGCGGUGCCGGGCACGGCAGAGAUGGGAUGGAGCGCGGCCCCUCCGUGCCCGGCUCAGCCCACGCCGCUGCAGCCCCCGA
Messenger RNA from Zonotrichia leucophrys gambelii, 984 nucleotides. It is a transcript of the gene THAP11, whose product is annotated as THAP domain containing 11. NCBI's taxonomy places the organism in Eukaryota, Metazoa, Chordata, Aves, Passeriformes, Passerellidae. Gene Ontology annotation, molecular function: RNA polymerase II cis-regulatory region sequence-specific DNA binding. The coding region runs from base 113 to 844 and encodes 243 amino acids. Gene Ontology annotation, biological process: regulation of transcription by RNA polymerase II. The transcript has a single exon. The record is from RefSeq and is a predicted model, not a curated record. Gene Ontology annotation, cellular component: nucleoplasm.